Molecule: messenger RNA, 8754 nt
Organism: Meleagris gallopavo (turkey)
Lineage: Eukaryota; Metazoa; Chordata; Aves; Galliformes; Phasianidae
Source: RefSeq, a predicted model, not a curated record
CUUUUGACAGCUGGGAAGGAGAAACCAAAAAUGAAUGCAGAAGAGCUACAGAUAAAAAAGGUUAAGAAGAAAAAGAAAAAGAAACAUAAAGAGAAUGAGAAGAGGAAGCGUCCAAAAAUGUACAGCAAAUCCAUUCAGACUAUCUGCUCAGGACUGGUUUCUGAUGUUGAGGAUCAGGAAGCCAAAGGCAUCAUAGAUGAUCAUCUUAAGGAUUUCAAUGGGAAAAAUAUGGAUCCCAAGAAGGACUGUGAGUCCAAGAUACCAGAGAACAGUGAGUUUCCAUUUGUCUCGUUAAAGGAGCCACGGGUUCAAAAUAAACUCAAAAGGUUGGACACAUUGGAGUUCAAACAGCUGAUUCAUAUUGAGCACCAGCCUAACGGAGGUGCAUCAGUUAUCCAUGCCUACAGUAAUGAACUCUCCCACUUAUCUCCUGUGGAGAUGGAGAGAUUUGCAGAAGAGUUUGUGGGUCUGGUUUUUAGUGAAAAUGAAAACUGUGCAGCUUACUAUGUAAUGGGUAUUGUUCAUGGGGCAGCUACAUAUUUACCUGACUUUUUAGACUACUUUUCGUUUAAUUUUCCCAAUUCACCAGUGAAAAUGGAGAUUUUGGGAAAGAAAGAUAUAGAGACAACGACUAUGUCAAAUUUUCAUGCUCAGGGAGAGAUGACUGUAUAGUCUCACAACAGUCACUACUGUUAACACCACUUCUGCUAUUUAUAAAUUUGCUGUAGAUGAUACAAAUAGUCUGUAUGCAGCAGUAAUGUAUUUCAGGUCCUGUAAGCUUAGGAAAAAAGUACUUUUCUAGAUUGCAAUCUUGGUAAUGAGAGUAUUGUGUAAAGCUGUUAGAGAUAACCCAAUACUAUUUAUGAGGAUACUUAGUCCAAUUUUUCUGUCUGUGUCAACUUUAGUUCACAAUUAAUUGUUUAAGUUGCUUAGAAAUAGAUUCCUGUUUGUGAAUAUUAAAUGUUGUUUGGGACACCUAUUAACUAUUUUAGUCUUAUUUAGACUGUUAUGAGGAGAUCAAAUGUGAGUCACACUGUGUUUGAUUUAAAAAGAUAUGCUUUUGUUUUUACUACAUAAAUAUUUGUAUGGAGCACUGCUGAAAAAGUCAUGCAUGUCACCUGCAAGUGUGUAUAGAACUGUAUUGUUGCUGCAAGGGAAUGCUUGCAGCCCUGGUUUAAAGAAAAGAAACAAACAAAAGAAACCAUCCGCUGCCACAGAAUGUGAAUGUUCUAUAAAUCCACUAAAAUGUUCCUGAGUUUCACCAGCAAAGCAAUGAUUCUGUUUACACGAUACAUUAUGGGAGCUCCCUGGAGCUGUUCUGUCUGAUGCCAUUUCACAUAAGGAAGCUGGAUCUGUGUAUGUGUUUCUUGGGCAGCAUCAAUGGAAACAUAACCUAUGCUAUUAUCCAUCUUAAAGAUAUACUUAAGAAAUGCCUGGACUUGAUUUCUGUGAAUUGCAAUGGAACUGUUACUGGUUAAUUUGAUGUUACAACAGUAAUAUCCACAGCUGAAUCAGUUUUGUGGUCAUUGCUUUUGAGAUCAUUUCCCUACCCUACUGUAAGUAAAGGAAGAACAGAAAAUGUAGUGGAUGAAAGAGGCUGAACUUCACAUUGUAGCAUUCAAAUCAUUCAUUGACUUCGUAGUCAUCAAAUCUACAUUUUCCUUGUCUAGAGGCUUAGUUCUGCUGUCUUCCUUUUGUUUUCUCUACUUUUCAGCAAGCUUUUGCAGCUUUUUAUCACUUGUCAGGAUUUGGUUGCAUGACGGAGUGCUUGGCUCCUAUUACAGUUUUGUUCAUGUAAGAGGUGCCAUGUGUAUAAAUGAUGUACAUACGUCUAUGCCAGACUUCUUCAUAUGGUCUUUUACACAGCAUUACUCUUAUCUGGAAUACAGUGGUCAAUACCUUGGUUGCCUAGCUAUUGAUUCUACUUUUCCUUACUGCUGUUACUUUAAAAUCUUCUGUCUACAUACGUUCUCCGUGUUACCAGUUGACUUGCUGCAGCUUAGGUUUCCUUAGCUCAGUGUUUCUUUUCUGACUGGGGCCAGUAUCAAAGGUGUUUGGAAGGAGAUGGGAAGGAGUAUGGGAACGUAGCAGUGGUACUGUGCCGCAGGGCUCACCCCCACAGGUGCCAGAGGGCCUUUUCAGGUCUGAGGGCUGUGAGUUGUGGUUUUGACCUUUAGCUGUACUUCUGUUGCAUGAAUCUCAUUCGUUAGUAUCACCUACCUCUUUUUUUUCUUUUCAGUUUUCUGUAUCUAAAUUUUUAAAAAAGUACCAAAUGAUUACAUAACUUGUUACUUUUAUGGGUGCAGUUUGAUAUUGUUUUCCCUUCUUGCUGAAUUCUUUGUUGAACUUGAAGAGGUUAAGUGUUGUUGUACUGUAUUGCCUUGAAAUUUUAAAGGUAGUUUCUCUUCCUGCAUUGCAAAAGCUCUGUACUCUUGUUAUGUGGUGCUCUGAGCUGCCUGUACAAAGAUGAGUGCAUGCCCAGGUAGGAGCUUAGUGUAUCUGGUUUGCUUUGAAUAUCUGUCUCAACCUUCUUUAGUAUUAAUUUUAGUAUUAAACUCAGCUGUUGCACUGUUAGUUUGAACUAAAACACUGAAAUGAGGCCGACAUUAGUAGGUGAAGUUCUUUGGUUGUUUUUGAGACCUCUUUGUGAUGUGUAUAACCAGUCUGACAAACCUGACAUGUAUUUAGAAAGACCAAAGUGUAUGAAAAGUCCAGAGGAGGAGGAAUGAGUUAAGCCUGUAGCACAAAUAUCAGAGUAUUGUAUCAGAGGUGACUUUAAUUUUUUUUUCUCUUCUUCUGGAUUCUUUCAGUACUCAGUGAGCUUCAACCCCAUUUUAUCAAUUUCUUUUUCCGCUGUGUUGGAUAGAAGUGAUGUAUUUUCUCUUGUUGGGAGAUUAGAAAUGGGGUGAAGCUUGUGAGACAAGUUACAGUAGGUUUGAGUUGGGAUUGGUUCUGUCUCAUCAGAGUGAGCUGUUAAAUUUUGAAGAGAGAGAAACUGGAGAGUUGUACAUCAGCCAUCUCCAGUCUAUGCUUAAGCACUGCUAAAUAAAUUAAUAUUUUGUUCAUAUAACAAUUCUUUUGUGAAUCAUUUCUUGAUUGAGGCUUGAUAACUCCAUUUCUAUAACUAGACAAAAUGGAAUUAGCUCAGGUGUCCAUCCCUGCAUUCCUUCAUCCCUGUAGACUGAUAGCUGCAUCAAUUACCCGAUAGCUUUGAAUCUUACCAAGUUCUUAGGAGCAUUAUGAAGAAUGCUCCUGAAUGAUCAGCUUUUGCCACCUGCUUGGAGCUCGUGUCACUUGAGAUUAGUUUGUUAGCGCUGUUUAGGCAAACUACUUAACGUUUUGAAGCUGUGACUGUGUCCUUGUGCUGGGCAGCUGCAGACUUUGUAUCCUGCUAAAAUCUCAGAGCUCAGGCUUCAUGUUCAAUUGUAGCAGUGCUUACUGGGUUGAUUUAUUUUUUUUUUUUCCUGCUCUUCACCCUGGUCGGAGAAGAAGCACUGUUUGUGCGGGUAGAAGAAGUCCUGAGCAAUACAAAACAGUUCCUGUGCUUCAAGGCAAGACUUGACUGUGUUUGAAGCCUUAUCUGACAAGUCCUUAUCUGAUGUGCUUGCUGAGAUCUCUAGGUGAUUCCACACUUCCCAAGGGAAUCUGGUGAACAAUCUCCUUGUUUGUCCUCUUACCUUAAUCCUCCCUCUAUUCCUUUUAUUCUUAUCAGUAGUGGACAAGACAAGCACCACGUGCCUCUCUUUCAGUGUUUUCCCAGUUUGACACCUUAUAUCCUUAACUGAUACACUCUUGCUGAGCCCUCUUUACGCCCUCUUCAGUCAAUCCUUCUCUUUGGUGUUGAAUUUAAAAAGAAGACCAGUGUCUGUCUGGUAUGUUGCUGUUGUAAAGGAGUAUGAGAGGAUUGCUUCAGGUGGCUCACAAAUGAUUGCUCUUGGUUGUUUACUCCUGCCUUUCUGAGCAAUCUAUGAUCUGUUGUAGCAGCAGCUCUUGCAAAGUGAGUCACUCCUCUUUUCAUUUUUAUGUGCAAUCAAUUAUGUGUAGAUACAGCUGAGUAUAGUUCUCUGCUUUAAUUCAAAUUGAAUUACAUCCUGUGCAUUUAGAUCCCUUUCAAAGAUGUUGUUUUGAACCUUUCCUGUAGCAGGGAGGUUUGGUAAGUGUACACUGUUCAAAGUGUAGUAUCACAGUGCAGGGCCUUUCAUAUUGGUAUUUAUGUGAUGAAAUGGUUCCACUGUUUGCAGUUACUAGAUUCUGUUUCUAUCCUUUGAAAACGCCUAUGCUGUCAUUGAAAGAAAGGUUUGUUUUUGUUUGGCUUGAUUGUUCUUUGACACAUCCAUACUUUCAGUUUUACCAUUUUAUUUUUUAGGCUGAAACACUUGGCUUAUUUCCCCCUUCCCGCCCCCCAGGUGCAUCUAGGACAAGUGUUUGUGUCUUGCUUCUCUCACCACCUGUUUGUAUAAGGUUGUGUGUUUAUCUUACACUUGAAGAGCGUGUUUUGAGUUCUCACUGAAUUGCUGCAGCUUGCUUUCUCUGUUGGCUGCCUGCUUUGUUACUCCAGGAGAGGUGAGGAUGAUCAUCCUGAAACCCAUCUGAUUUGGGACAAGCAUUGUAUGUUUUGCACCAUUUGAAGUGUGGUUGUACAAGUUGUCAGAGCCUGUCUAGCACCUCUUGCUGCUAAGAGGAUGUCCUUGUUCUUGCUUCCAGUUGUGUGUCCUUGUGCCAAGCUGUGGUGUUUCUCAGCCUCGUGGUGAGCCAAUUUGGCUUGUUAAUCCAGCUGAAAAUUUUGUCUGCUCCCACAUGGCUGGUUUUAUUGUUAAGUCAGCAAAUGAUUUUAAUUUAUGGUGGCAGAGGGACAAGUGCAAGACUACACAGUCAAUCCCAUUCUGUGACAGCAAGCGAUUUACUGCUUCAGAGAUAUAAUUUGACCCUUGGCACCUUCGGAAGUCUCAUAUUCCAUGUUCCUGUGUUAAUUGGAGUAGAUGCUGGGUAUUUGGGUAGUGUAAAGAACAGUGAGUAUGCUAGAGGAAAGAAUGCAGUGGUGAUGACUCUGAUGUUCACGUAGUCACUUUUCAGGUGAGUGGUCAUCCUUUCUUUCUGACAGUUCUGGGAAUCUUUUUCUUUUAUUUUUCUUUCCCAUCCUUCUCUUUUAGCUCUUGCAGGUUUAUCUUUGGAGAGAUGUUCCUGAUGUUCACUCCUUUUGAUUUGUCAAAUCCUGCUUGCUUGAACAUACUUUUUGUCUGUUCUCCUACUUGAGGGGAUGUGCUGAAAACAUUUUUCUUCCACAGAAAUUGAAGAGUUUGCAUGCUAUUUCAUUUUCGUACCAUUAAAGAUUUGUCUGUUUUCACAUAUUGCGGUGUUUGCCUGUAUUCAGUGGUCAGAGGAAUUCUUCACAUUAUAUGUUAUAUGUAUCACAUCAGUUGUUUCAGCUUUCAGUAGAAUUUCACUUUAGGUAGAAUUCACCUUGCUUUUAAGCUUUCUGAAUGUUUGAUUGGUUAAAGCUGUAAAGGUUAUUAGUAGAUGCUUGCUGUUACACAAGUUUCCCUAUAAUAAGGUUUUUUUUCCUCUUAGAUGAUGACGAAAUAGAUUUUUUUUUUUAGCUUAAAACACACGUUGUACCAUUGUUUGUUUAUCUCAUAAUGUGUAAGAUUCUGCAGAAGACUUCUUUGAUGGAUGGUGGCAGCCUACUGUCUUCAAAGCAGAACUGUUCUCAUUUAUUCAAUGGUGUUGAACAGAGGAUCAGUUCACAUGGAAUGACAUCAGAAGCCUACGUUAUUUGUUUCGCAUGUAAAAGUUACCUUUCAACAUGGCUUGUAAACAGUGCUACCAACAGAUACCAAAUGAGUUGUAUGUUGCUUGUUCUCAUUGGGGUAUUUUGUAUCGAGGGAAAAACGAACUAAACAAAACUGUCAGGGUAUGUGUUGGAAACAUGGAGAGAAACUGAGACUGAACGUUGUCAGAGCUCUUCUUGAGUUAGAGGUGUGUAAUAGCUACUUUGCCUUGGCAAGAUUGUUUUAUGUGAAGGUUGGAAUUCUUUCAACUACUGCACUGUAUUUUGUGUCAGUGAAAUACAGAAUAUUAAGUCAUCAUGCUUUUAAAUAGUUGGACUAUCUGUCCUUCGUUAUUUGAGGAUUUCAGCUGUGAUGUGAAUGAAGUAUGUGAAGUGAUAGUAUCGACUGCAGUCACAAAAGGACACUGGUGGAACUGUACUGUAAUAAAAAUGCUGGGAUGCAUCUCCUGAAACUUCUGUUCAGGAAGAGGCAUACCGUGUGUGUGGUGUGAGGAGGUGGGCGAUCAUCUCCGUCUGGUGGCACAGCUAAAGGAGGAGGUAGGAGGAUCAGGGAACAUGAUGGAGUGAGAUAACAAGUGGAGCUGCUCCCUGCUAUCCCUGCAAGAAAAGCACUGGGGGAUGCUGUGCAAGUAGUGGUGGAUUUCCUACUCUCUUGUCAUCGGACAGGAGGAGGGGACUUCAGAGAAGGGGAGGAGUGGAAACAGGUCCCUGCUUGGGGUGGCAGGGAAACCCUCUCCCUGCCUGCCUUGCCUUCCCAGGUGCCCUUACACAGUAGUGUGAGGCUCUGCAAUGUGAAGGACAGCUCGGUGGGGAUGUUGAAGAAGAUCCAUCCAGAGAGUUGUCUGGGGCUGUCAGCCAGUCAAGACUGCCAGUGCAUGGAAUGAAAGAAGGGUGGUUGUCACACAUGGCUCCCUCUGAAGGGAACGGAGGGCCAAAUAAGCUAACCAGAGCCACAGGGAAAGUCUGCUGUCUCCCUGAGGCCUGGGUCACGGACAUUACUAGGAAGCUCCCUGAUCUGGCAUGGCCCUCUGGUUAUUACCCAUUUCUGGUAGUUGGCAGAAGUGAAGUCAUGGGGAGAAGCCCGAGGGCUCUUAAAAGGGCCUUUAGGGCUGAGACUCUAGUGGAAAAAAGAGUGUUGAUCAUAUUUGGAAGGAAGGAUAGCCUACUCAGGAGGAUUACAAAGAUGUUGCUAGGAUAUGCAGAAAGGAUAUUAGAAAAACAGAGUGAAUCUUAGAAUCAUAGAAUGGCAUGGGUUGAAAAAUACCUUGAAGAUCAUCUAAUUUCAACUCCCUGCUAUGUGCAGGGUCACCGACCACCAGACCAGGCUGCCCAGAGCCACGUCCAACCUGGCCUUGAAUGCCUCUUGGGAUGGGGCAUCCACAACCUCCUUGGGCAACCUGUUUCAGAAGCCCUAUGAAGACUUAUCUGGCUACCGCUGUUAAAGAUAAUUGAGAAUGUUUUUACAAGUACAUUAACAACAAGAGGAGGGCCAAGGAGAAUCUCCAUCAUUUAUUGGAUGUGACAAGGGACAUUACCACUAAGGCUGAGGUUCUCAAUAUCUUCUCAGACCAGUUAUCUUCAGAAUACUCAGCCCCUGCCCUUAGUCUAGAGUUCAGGAUGCUAUAGUCCUGCAGUUGGGCUAAGUGGUCUUCAAAAGUCCCUUCCAUAUGAACUUUUCUGUUCUAAUCCAGUAUGGGAGAGAGAUGAGGUAGCAGAUUCUCAGGAGCGGCUGAAAGUCACUGUGUGCUUACUUGCAGCUCUGAAUCACAGAGUGUGUGUGCUGCUGCAGGAAGAUGUAGUGGAAGAGAGUGAAGAGCUACAGCUACUUCAGAAUACAUUGCUCACUGCCAGCUUCUGUCUCCUGUGGCAGACUUUGUGUUUGUUCUGGCCAGGCAUUCAUUGUUAUGGCCUACCUCUUAUUUAAAUCUCUUUCUUAAGAUAAAAAUAAAUAAAAUUCAAGGAUGUUAAUGCAAGUGCCAGCUCAGUGUCCUGACCUAGAGUGGCAGAAUGCUAAGCUACUUAUACCAGUGGAAGACCCAUCCACUUGCGUAUUAGGUUUAUCAGUAAACUGUCAUUGAUACAUUUAUGACUGUCUGUACUUUCAGAAAGUGUUGUUUGGGUGCUGUAGAAUGGAUCUAUCCAGUAAGCCAUAAAUGAAAAGCAUGUGUGCCUUACCUAUCCAAGUGCCUUCGUCCCGUGAGCUCCUGCCACUUAGUGCCAGUGCAGACAGCUGAGGACUGACUGAUGGAGAUUCAAUAGAAAUGACUAUUUGCUGUUGUUUUGUAACAAAAUCAGCAGUGUCAGUGCAAGAGAGCUGCAGGAAUGUAUAAUUAAGGAUUUGGGGAAUAGGGAAGUGCUGCUCUUCUCAAUACAGCUGUCAUGGUUGGCCAUCACAUUAACUCAGACAUUCUGUAAGUCGUACUGUUUGACAGUCCUCUGUGGCCUGAGUGUGUGUGACUGAGUUGAUUGGAAGAGGGUUUGGCUCUAAGUUUCUGAAAGGCAUCUUGUUACAUCAGUGUAGCUUCUGAGGAGGGCGCAGUAUUGUUCUGCGUUGUAUGCUUAGUCUUUUCUGGAGUUGCUGCUAAUUAUCCUCUGCCCUGCUGUAAUUAAUGGGAAUUUUAAUAGUCUGUUUUGGGUGAAGACCAUAAUUAAGCUGUGCUUCAUUGUUUUCCCUGCACUUUUUUUGUUUCCUUGCUUUGGAUGCAGAAUGCAUAGAGAUGCAGUGCAAGAGAAAUGCUGUACUUGUUUGUGCAGUAAUCCAUCUGCUCUUCCCUCUGUUUUGAUCUCGGUCAUAUUUCAUCUGAUAAUACUGCUGUGUUGUUUAGCCUGUUAAAUAGGAAACCAGAAGGGGAAGUGAUCCUGAUCAGUUUUGUGCUUAAGUGUUUUAUUCAUGUAAUAAGACAGAUAAGAUUACUUAAAAACAGAACAACCUUAAUGCUGUGUUUCUGUUUGAGUUUUAAAAAGCU